This is a messenger RNA of Fusarium proliferatum ET1, 1032 nucleotides long. RefSeq lists its product as uncharacterized. Lineage: Eukaryota; Fungi; Ascomycota; Sordariomycetes; Hypocreales; Nectriaceae. The record is from RefSeq and is a predicted model, not a curated record. Bases 1 to 1032 code for a protein of 343 amino acids. Gene Ontology annotation, molecular function: 4-hydroxy-tetrahydrodipicolinate synthase activity. The transcript is spliced from 2 exons.
AUGGGCUCCCUCAACCCUGCACCAUCCCAACAGCCCCAUGUCCCCAGCCCCGGAGUAUGGUGUCCAGCAGUCACAUUCUUCAACCACUCAGACGACACAGUAGACCAUGCCUCUCAAGCAAAAUACUUCGCCCAUCUCGCCGACUCCGGCCUAAACGGCCUUAUCGUGAUGGGCUCCAACGCCGAAGCCUUCCUCCUCACCCGCCAAGAGCGCUAUGAGCUCAUCGCCCUCGCCCGCAAGACAAUCGGCCCUGACUUUCCCCUCAUGGCCGGUGUCGGAGCUCACUCUACCAAGCAGACUCUGGAGCUUGCUGAAGAUGCUCACAAGGCUGGCGCGAAUUAUCUCCUCGUGCUGCCUCCUGCGUACUUUGGCAAGGCGACGAGUAUGAACGUUGUUAAGCGCUUCUUUUCGGAGGUUGCGAAGAAGUCGCCUUUGCCGGUCGUUAUUUAUAACUUUCCUGGUGUGACGAACGGUGUUGAUAUCGAUUCUGAGACGAUUGUCCAGAUCUAUGAGGAGAGCAAGAAGUCUCAUCCUAGCGGAAAGUCCAACGUCGUCGGCGUGAAGUUGACCUGUGGCUCCGUUGGAAAGAUCACCCGUCUCGCAGCUCAAAUCCCUUCUUCAGAAUUCUCUACAUACGGCGGUCAAUCCGACUUCCUCAUUGGUGGUCUAGCAGCCGGCAGUGUAGGAUGCGUCGCAGCCUUCGCCAACGUCUUCCCAACGCUGACAUCGAAGAUCUACGCUCUGUACAAAGAGGGAAAGUUUGACGAAGCGCUGAAGCUGCAACAGCUUGCUGCUCUUGCUGAGCGACCUUGCAAAGCGGGCGUUGCUUCUACAAAGUAUGCUGUUGCAGUGUUUUCGGCAAGAUUGGCGGGUGUCGAAGGGGCUGAGGAGAAGUUGGCCCCGAGACAUCCUUACGAGCCUGUUGGUGAGGCUGUUAAGACUAGUGUUAAGAGUAUCAUGAAGGAGGCGGGUGACAAGGAGGAGGAGUUGCUCAAGACUUGGACGGAUCGUGUCAAGGGACGUCUUAACUAG